GGAGAUUGUUUUGAUUUUCAGCCUGUGCUAGCCUCCUGCAAAGUCCAACAAGCUAUUUUAUCUAUAUUCUUUGCAGAUUACAGCUUAUCAAGAUGACCUUGUGUUUGCAUUUGUUCGAAUCACUAAGUAAACGUCUGAGAUAUACACUCGUUGACUGUAGACUCUCGUGUAUUACCGACACGGAGUCUUCUAUGAGAUCGAAAUCUUGACGUAUCCUCAGUGGUCGUCUGCAUUCGUGAAUCAGUGUGGGUAUUACACGCACAAAUACAGACGCACACAUACCCCAGGGUCACACGAGGCACUGUAUUACUUUUAUAGCCAACUGUGGGAAGGGUGACCAUAGUAAAAUAAUUUUUGACGCUGAACCCAACUUGCCAAAUGUGAACUGUGAACAGUUUCGCUCACAUUAAAACACUCCCGAACAAAGUGCAGAGCAGAUGGCAAGCCGUACGUGUCCGAAAAAUUCACCGGACUAGAUACUAAAUUUUGAUGAUUUUUCAGAUACAUUGUGUCCAUAAGUGUCACAUUAUUGUUUUUUUAAUUGAUAUUAUAUUUCUGAAUGCCAGAAUGUGCACUUUUAUAUAAACAGUAAGACUGAUGCUUGAGGUAUGGAUAUUAAGGACUCAGAUUUUUUACAUAGACGCUCAUCCACUUACCUUCUGUACAAGACCAUUGUGCCACAUGCAACAAUAUUCCAACUAUAUGACGGCGGUCUGUAAAUAAUCAAGUCUGGACCAGACAAUCCAGUGAUUGACAUCAUUUGGGAUCGAUGAACUGAGGUUUCCAUUUGUAUCAAAGCAGGAUUCUGUCCUCAUAGUAUCUUAGAUUUGUGUUGUAUAUUCAUUGGAGCUGAACAAUCUCGGAACAAUAUCAAAACAGUUCACAUCUUUGCAGAGGGUCACACCUUGAAGGGAUCGGAAAAUAUGUCAUUGACUGGCUGUCUUUGUGUAGCAUCACACCCAACACAUCCAGAAGGUAGCAGGACUUGCUGUCACUGACUGGCUGUCAUAGCUUAAUAUCAUAUCCUGAAGGUAGAGGGAUGUGUCCGUCAUUGACUGGCUGUCUUUGCUGAGCGUCGUGCCUUGAGAAUUGUGGGCACUGUCUGACACUGGCUGUCUUAGUGUAACAUCAUACCCUUACAACAGUUGGGAAUGUGUAUCAUUGACUCUCUUAGCAUGACAUCAUGUCUUGAAUGUAGUGGGAUGAGCUGUCAUUGAUUGACACCAGGGAUAGACACAACCACUAGUUGUUAGUCUGAGAACAGUGAAACUAGAGCAUGAAGAGGGAUGUAAUGGUCAUACACUUAAAGAUGUCUUCAUUUUAUGAUGCUUCAGUUGGGUAUCAAGGUAGACUAUUUUCAUUUUCUUAAGCCCAAUAGGGUGCGCUUUGCACUAGUUUAUUUAUAGAUGCAUGUCAUCAAGGCAGGUAAGGCAUGCACAGAGCCUCAUGGCAGCUGGCUAGGUAGCCACAUGAGUUGAUAAAAGUGGUCAACAACUAGAUGUUGACGAGGUAAAGCAGAUGAAGUUGGUCCCUUGCCUGUACAUCCAGCAGUAGCUGCAGCAACAUGGUGUCCUGAAUCAUCCAUCACAUCUCACCUGGUUCAUACAGCGCCGGCCACCAUGUUGAUCAAGGAGUACCGCAUCUCCCUCCCCAUGAGUGUGGAGGAGUACAGGAUAGCUCAGCUCUAUAUGAUACAGAAAAAGUCUCGCCAGGAGAGUCAUGGAGCUGGGAGUGGAGUGGAGAUUCUGGAAAAUACACCCUACACGGAGGGACCAGGAGGUAGUGGGCAGUACACCUACAAGAUAUACCACAUCGGCAGCCACCUGCCAGGUUGGUUUCGAGCGAUCCUACCCAAGUCAGCUCUCAGGGUGGAGGAGGAGGCCUGGAACGCCUACCCCUAUACAAAGACCCGCUACAAAUGUCCCUUCAUUGAGAAGUUCCUUUUGGAGAUUGAGACCAAGUACCUUGACAAUGGUGGCACAACAGACAAUAUCUUCAAUAUGUCCCCGUCAGAUAUGAGGCAGAGAGUUGUUGACGUUCUGGACAUUGUUCGAGACCCGGUCACAAGCGGGGACUACACCAAGGAGGAGGACCCUAAGCUGUACAAGUCCUCAAAGACGGGACGUGGUCCUCUGGAGGACAACUGGCGGGAGGACUACAGCCAGGCCAUCCUUGACCCCAGCAACACCACCAAGGCCAUCAUGACCGCCUACAAGCUGUGCAAGGUGGAGUUCCGGUACUGGGGAAUGCAGAACAAGAUAGAGAGAUUCAUUCAUGAUAUUGCAUUACGGAAGACGAUGUUGCGUGCUCACCGACAGGCAUGGUGUUGGCAGGAUGAAUGGAGUGGUUUAACUUUGAAUGACAUCAGGCAGUUAGAACUGGAGACACAACUGGCACUUCAGGAGAAGAUGGCAGCUGCCACUGAAGAGGAAGAAGGAGAAACUGCAAAAAGAGGAAGUAUAAAGGGAGAUAACUCUGUGAGAUUUUCUGAGACAUCCUCUAGUGAAACUCAAGACAAUGCUCAUUUAAAUUCUAAGGUGCUAAUCAAUCGGACAGCUUCUCAGGAGAGCAGUGCCACAAUAGUUAACGGGGAAUCAGGACCGAGAAGAAGAUCACUUGGAUCCAGCAAGAGAUCAGUUGGAGGCUCAAGUCGAGAUGUGUCGGAGUGGAGGUUUGAGAGUCUGGAACAGCUCCAGGAGUCUAGCUCAGAUGAAGAUGAGUUCUUUGAUGCUCAAGAGGGGAUGGAGGCUGAAGGUGAAGAAGGCCACAGGGGCAGGGGGAUGGUGCGGUCGUCGUCCAUGGAGAUGGUGUCCAGUGGGGACGAGUAUGCUGAUGCACUGUCCGAAGAGACCAACUUUGGUCGACGGGUUGAGCAGUUCCGAAUGAUGUACAGUGUGGAUGCCUCCCUCCCAUCAUCCCUGGACCUGCCGCAUCCGCAAGCAAGUGGUGCUUGCCCUGUGAAAAUACUCUUCCUUGUCCUGCACGGAGGCAGUGUGUUGGACUCUGGUAAGGAGCCCACAAAACGGAGUGAUUUCUUGACGCUGCGGUCGACGUUCGAGACUGUGAUACAGUCCCACUACCAUGCAGCAUCUGGCCAGCUGGCAUUCCGCCAUGUGCCCAGCCCGCAGGUCUGCAGCGACACUCUCUCCAUACUGUCAAGCUUAAGUCCAUACCAUUUUGAGAGCCAGGCUGCUAUGAACUCUGGUGAGAACACGUUGUCAUGGUCACAAGACUUUGUGCCGUUGGGGGCAAUAGCUUUGUUUGCAUCAUCAAGUACAGAGUACCAGGAUCAUGUGAAUACCACUGUCGUGAGGGCCAACCAGGUGUUUCAGGAAUUCCUCUCGUCUGAUGAAGGAAGGGGCUUUGCUGGCCAGAUUUGUAUAUUGGCGGACUCGACAGGUUCACUGUUGGCCUACGAUGCCCUGACUCGCGCCAGUCAACACAGCAUGCGAGGUGGAAGUCGAUACGGCAGUCACAACAGCCUGGAGGAGGAGGGUGGGGGGGAUUCUAAGUCAUGUGACCAUCGACAAACUGGACGUAGAACGUUGCAGGAAACGAAACAGCUAAGUCAGAGUGACCCUGACCUUGCUCCUGAAGCUAAUGCCACUCAUCUUCUUGAUCACACGGAUAGGUACAAGAGAAGUAAAAGUGAGGUAGUACCCCCUGAUUUUAUGGAGUUACGCCGCCAGGGGUCUUCACGACAAAACUCGACUCAUUUAAGCGUUAAUCAAAGUGAAAAUGCUGCAUCUCGAAGGACUAGUACUGGCAGCCAUUUUGAAAGUAGUUAUACGAAGUUUGAGUUUGAUGUGUCAGAUUUCUUCAUGUGUGGGUCUCCACUCGGACUUGUUCUGGCAUACAGGAGGUUAUUCUCGGGAGAGGACAAAAACUGUCCCCCUCUGAAGCCAUCCUGCCACCAGGUGUACAACCUCUUCCACUCCAACGACCCUAUCGCCAUCCGCCUCGAGCCACUCGUUCAGGGAGGCUUUCGACAUGUACCACCUAUCAAGAUCUCACGAUUCAGCAAGUUCCCGCUCGGCGAUGGGGAGCCCAUUCAUGUUGUUGAGACAGUACAGAACCACCUCAGCUUGUUCACUGAUGGUCAUCGACAUUCCGUGUCGCCUGGACACCCGAGCCUCCAGCGACAAUCAAGUACCUCCAGCGUCUCCAGUACAACCUCGGGCGUGGGGGAGACAGCGGUCACCAGUAUUACUAAUGUGACAAGUCGCUGGUGGGGUACGAAGCGUAUCGACUUUGUGUUGUACUGCCCCGAGGUUCUCCAUUCGUUCCCGACCAACGCCCUACCUCACCUCUUCCACGCCAGCUUCUGGGAGUCUACAGACGUUGUCGCCUUCAUCCUCAGACAGGUUUUGCGACAUGAUGCUGUAGCCGACACUGACCGCACCGCCAGGGGAGCGGUGUCGACCUUCACCUUGGCUCACCCUCGUGAGAAGUGGCUCAAGCGAAGAACUACCAUCAAAGUCAGGAACCUACAGCCCAACCACCGAGCGAAUGAUGUGAUUGUGUUGGAGGACAAGACCCAGGUGUUGUCUGGGAAGUUCAUGUAUGGCUCUCUGGACAUCACCUCGCUGACAGGGGAGAAGGUUGAUGUUUACAUAAUGACCCAGCCUCCAUCUGGGGAUUGGGUGUUUAUCGGCACUGAGGUGACGGAUGGACAUGGUCGACUCGUGUUUGAGAUACCCACAGAGAAGAGGCUCAGUCAGGGGAUGUACCCUGUCAAGAUGAUUGUCAAGGGUGACCACACAUCAUGUGAUUUUUACCUGACGGUGCUUCCCCCGAAGACAGAAACUGUCAUCUUCAGCAUCGAUGGUUCCUUCACCGCCAGUGUCAGCAUCAUGGGCAAGGACCCGAAAGUCAGAGCAGGGGCGGUUGAUGUUGUCAGACACUGGCAGGAGCUGGGCUACCUGAUCAUGUACGUGACGGCGCGGCCGGACAUGCAGCACAGGAAGGUGGUGUCCUGGCUGGCCAACCACAACUUUCCACACGGCAUGGUCGCAUUCAUGGACGGCUUCUCCAAGGACCCACUUCGACAGAAGCUCAAUUAUCUCAAAGCUUUGCAGAAUGAGGCCCAGAUAGUGUACAAGUCAGCGUAUGGCUCCAGCAAGGACAUCUCCCUGUACAAGGAACUGGGUGUGGGAGUAUCACAGAUCUUCAUUGUGGGAAAGGCCUCCAAGAAACAACAUGCUCAAGCUCAGAUCAUAUCAGAUGGGUAUGCCGCUCAUCUAACGGACCUGAUGUCACCAGGAAGGUCAAGGCCAGCAGUUGGGAAUGCCAGGAUGUUCCUGAGGAAAAGCUGCUUCCGACUUCCGCGCCCUCAAGAAAAUAGGAAAAUGACAAAGCGUACGAUUUCUGUCCCUUGCCAUGGAACAACGACGGCCGACCUGUUGACCAGCUCGGAGUUCACCCAAAACGUCACCACCAAGAUUACCGUCACAGACACAGCAGCCGGUGACCAGGGCUCCACAACAUCACCAACGACAGAGAAACAAAGUGGAAAGUCACCCUCUCUGAAGAAGCGCUUUAGCCGCACAGAAUCAGCUGUGUAAUGUGACUGCUGUGCAUUAGUUCAUUGUUCCAUCUACUUCAGGGUAGUCGCUGGUCACUGAUGAGAAUCAAGACGUGUAGGGGAGUUGGAUGUUGUCACGGGACUGCUCCCAGUCUCUCAUCACUCGGCACGAGAAGAAUCAUUGCUGCCCUCUGCUGUUCAAGGCAGUAGCCGCCAGUCAUGUUGGCUCGUACGAACAUCGUGGGUUUAGAUGAGGGUAGAAAAAACCGAUGAAUGACUUGUCAGGUUAUUCUUGAAUAGUCAGUUACAGCCUUCCUGGGUUAAUUAUUUAUGAGAAUUUCAUCCCCUGUUUGUCCUAUAGUGAAAUGUACGGUAUGGCUGACUUUAUGAAGGAGGUGGUAUCAUUUUUAUGGAGUGUGAGGAUCAAGAGAAUGCAUGUUAGUCCAGGCCAGGGAUGAAACUUUCGUAGAUAAAUACCUGGGUUGUUUCAUAUGUGAAGUGGGCAGGUGAGUGAAAAAUAUUUGAAUGUCAGAUGAUACAUUUUAUAUAGAAGAUGUAGAUGUAGAAUUUAUGCUGUAUGAAGGACAUUGGUAUUUUGGUAGAAUGCCAAUCAUGGUUUGUUCAUGAAACAGCCAAAUACAUUACAUUUUGUUAUUACUGUUAUUUAUUCAUGUAUAUUUUAAGUCAUCCAUGUUAUUUAUUAAUGGUUCAAAUGAUUUAUUUUGAUAAAAUCUGAUCAAUGUUUCAAGAAGGUUUUCCCAAUUUCAAUAAGGAUGGGUAGAUGUUCAGAAUUCUGGAAUUUAUUUGAAAACUGCUUCAUUGAAGUCUUCUCGAGUCAAAAUCUUUGGUCUAGGUGUUGUCCUAGGUAAUGUUCAAGGGCUUGUAGGUAAUGUCAUGGUUUGGUCUAGUUCUUGUUGCUAGUUCUAAAUCAGGGUCUUGUGUUUGGACUUGUUGGUCUAGGGCAUGUCCAAUAUCUAGAUCUUUGCGUGGUGUAGAUCUUGUCUGAAGUCUUGUUCCAGGUCUAGAACAUGUGGUAGAAGUAGGUCCUUCCGUGGUCUAGGUCUUGCUCUUGUUCUAUUUCAGGGUCUUGGUCUAGGUCGAGGGCAUCUCCUUGAUCUAGAUCUUUCCUUGGUCUAGGUCAUGUCCUCGAAGUAGGUCCUUCCUUGGUCAAAAUCAUCCAAAGUGUUGUUCUAAGUUCAGGGCAUGUCCUAGAUCUAGAUCUUUUCUUGGUCAAGAUCAUGUCCUCGAAGUAGGUCCCUCCUUGGUCAAAAUCAUCCAAAGUGUUGUCCUAGGCCGAAGGCAUGUCCUAGAUCUAUGUCCUGCCUUGAUCCAGGUGUCGUCCAGUGUUUAGGUCACAGUCAGUCUUGUCCUAGAUCUUGUUCUAGGUCAGUCCUCUUGGAAGAGGAAGAGAAAUGAUGUUUCAAAGAAAAGGGUGACACUUUUUAAUUGGGUUAUUUUCAAAUCCUCAUCAUUUAUCUGUGAUUAUUGUCGUCUCCUUUCAAAAAAUUGCAAUGUCCUCAGAAUACUGUCUGUUCAUUUAAACAGUCUUGUUAUGAAGUUGCACCACACAUGGCACGGCUACAUUUCCACACCGCCACCACAAGCUUGUCCAGUUCUCCUGUAUACUCACACAUGUGUUUUCUAUGUAUAUGAGGUGUUUUCACAAGAGCCAUGUUUCCUUGACGACAUGUCGGCAGCUUUUAUCAGCAAUUGCUCUGUUGUGUUGAGUACAGAUAUUUUGCACAAUGGCUGUGGUUGUUUUUGUCGUGUGAUGUGAUGUGAUGUGUUGUGUAUGGUAAGAGGAAUGUUAAGAAUGCUUUUUAUCAUAUUCUUAAACAUUCAUUAAAAUUGUUUAUUUGGAUACAAAUGUAUGGUUUGGAUACUUUAUUUGCUGUGUGUGAAGUGCAUCGUGCAUAUCACUGAUUAUCAUUUGUAAAUGAAAAUCACUUUAUUUUAAGCAGAAAGAUCAUAGUUGGUUGUUAGGGAAUUGGGACUUGUUAAUUGAAUAUCAUCUCAAUGAUUGACAAUUUAUUAUACAGAGAAAACGAUUUAUUAUUCUCAUUUCUCAUUUAGAAACUCUUAGAAAUAGGGAAAUCUGAUUUUUCUUUGGGGAAAUAGCUUAGCGUGCAAAAUAGUUUCCCUGCAAUUGUGUUUGAAAUUGUUUAUUGUUUAUUCAUUGAUUUGUCGUGAUUUUAAUUCAUAGUUAUACACAUGUGUUCAAAGAAAAGUCAUAUCGUAAAAAUGUCAUUGAUGUCACAAUCACAUCACGUCAACUCAUGAUUGUCAGUUAGUGGUCAGUUACUUGUUAAUGUUGCCAAAGAAUCAUUGCUCAAAUAGAAAAUCCCUUCAAAUGGUGAUGUUUUGUUGCCAUGGUGAUUGCACAGCUGCUGUUCUCGAUGGAUAAUAUUCCAAAUUUGUUGUUGCCAUUUGGGUACAUGUUUCGUGUAUAACACUUUUUCGGUGUUUUUUUCUGGGUAUUUGUGUCUUACUUUUGAAAAAAUUAAAGUGUUUUGGCUACAAGGUCUAUUUGCAGUAGAUUUUGGAUUGUAUUAUAUUAUUAUUGGCAUGUAACUAACAUCACAUGCAAAUGUCAUGAAAAGAAAAAAAGAAUGAGAAAACUGAUUUAACCGGAAUUCUGUAAUUGGUGCAAUCUCAUUAAAAACAGAUCUUAGUUCUCGCUACCGCUAAACAAAGAUCUGAGAACUCUGACCGACCAAUGGAAUGACUGACAAGAAGUCGACAAAUAGCCAAUCAGUAGGCAGCUUUCUCGUGCUUUAUGGCACUAAUUUCAAAUUGGCAAAACAUAUUUUGACAAAUUCCCGAUUAAAAAUUUGACACCUGAACAAGAGAACAUUCUGGAAUGGCUAAUAGAUGGCCUAGAUUGUAUGGAUUCAGUCGUUAAGCCUACUAUUGUUCGGUAUACCCCUUGUUAAUGUUUUCGAGGUUGCAUGAUUAGAAAUCACAUUCUGACUAUCACUUUCAUGAUCUGGUAAGCGCCGCUCUGAUUGGUGGGAUGAAAGGUCGUUCUGACGUGACCCCUAAUGGGAUGUCCUCAGAUCUUUGCUUAGCGGUGGCGAGAACUAAGAUAGGUAAUUGGGUGUGAAUAGGGCUCCCUUUGACCAAGGUACUGAAAUAUGAGCGUCCCCCUAUGCCCAUCCUGGUCUCAGUACUUGUAAGAAUAGAAAUAUAUGAAAUAUUAAGACAAUUUAUGUGUUUAUAAAAAGGGACCUGAUAUUCCAAGGGUGCGUGGAAUUUAAUUAAAAAAAACAUUUGUACAAGAAAAUUAUCAAAAUAUUAAUUUUGCUUCUGGUUUACCAAGGAAUGGAAUUGUUUAGUUGACAUGCUGGUUGCCCUGACAAUUGUGUUGUAGAUCCCACUAAUUGUUUGGCUUAUCCUUUCUUUGAUAAAAGUGGUAUUUUUUUAAGCACAGACAAAAUAUCCAAGCGAUAAAUAUUAUUGGUCUGUCCACGAGAAAGAAUGGAUAAUAAUUAAGUGAUGUUGCAGUUAUCCACUUUAUGUGGCUCCCUGUCCUCCACUGUUCACCACCCACUAGAGAUUCCACAUUAGAAUUGGUCCCCAGCCAGUUGAAGACAGUAAAGUUGCCAUGCCUACCAUCACUGGUUGGUCAGCACCAUACCUGUGCACUAUGGUUCACCAGAGUGGUACAUGUCUAUGAGCUGCCCCACUUCGGGCUAGCCUCUUGCAGAAUCAUUAAGCACCAUGGUAUGACUGAAGUACUAUUCAAGUAUGUCAGUAUAUCUACUGAAUACUGGUCCCCAGCAAUCUACUGAAUAUUGGUCCCCAGCAAUCUACUGAAUAUCGGUCCCCAGCAAUCUACUGAAUAUCUAUAUGAAGAUGAUAGUGUUUUCUUGGAUUUUAGGCCUUUUUAUUUUACUUAUUAGGUGUACAUGUUUGUAGACUACAGGCCUCGUCACAGGUUCUUGUAACAGUCGGCAUUGCAUUGGAUGUUUCUGAAUCUACACAUUACUCACAAUGUCAAGCAAUGUAUUGUGUUGUCGAUAUGUCAGUGUUUAAUUUAUGUGAGUGAUGGACAACAUACAGAUAGCUGACUUAUUUGUUCCCACAACUUUCUUACUGUCCUUUCAAAAGUGGUUACCGUAUGCGACGUAAUAAGCACCCCGCUCUAAUAAGCGCCCAUGGAGAUAUUUGCUAAUAUAUUGGCCAGUGAACAAUCCCAAUUAGCACCCCUUCCGAUUGAUCAAUGUACCCAAGACUUAUUUAUUCGCGUAUAAUACUCACUCGAGUGCUAUAUGCUUCAGGCUGUCAGCACAAACCACGAAAUUUAUCUUUCAAUUCUGUUUUUUUCCACCAAAAUAAUAUUCUAAUAAGAGCCCCCUAUUUCUAAUUUUGAGAGCGCCCUGGGCGCUUAUUACGUCGAAUAUGGUAUUACGGGGGGAAAAUAAACAAUUAAUGAAAUCAAGAAAAGGCCAUUGUCUCUAUCAAAAUCGCCAGGUUCAUGUUCAAAGUUUCCUUACUGACGUUCAGCAACCCUCUGAUGGAGUAUAGAAAUUAGCGAAAGUGAUGAAUCUUCUGAAGUUACAAGUCAUGCUGGAGUUUUGGACAGAAGGGUUAUCUGUAGUAACGAGAUGCCUACACAUACUCUCGAUCAGCUUGUUGCAAUAUGGUGCACGGUAUGAUACUUAUUUCAUAUGGGGGAAUAUGACGAAGGUGCCUAAGUUACUCAGCGCAGUGGAAAUAACAGGUCUGAGACAUACAGUGUAUCUAGUAGGGCUUAGCGAGAAGGGCUUAGAGAGUCACUUGGCCUCGGUACAGUGGUGUCGUGGUUGAAAGGUCACAAUACUGUGUACAAUGUGAUGCAGGAUAAGUUGAUACUUGUCAUGGUGUGGAGCAUAUUCCAUUGUAGAACACAAUACUGGAGACCCACAGUGGUUUGAUUAUAGCUCAUUCUGUCGGAAAACAGUUCAUACCGUCAGAAAACAGUUCAUACUCCCAGAAAACAGUUCAUACCGUCAGAAAACAGUUCAUACCGUCAGAACACAGUUCAUACCAUCAGAAAACAGUUCAUACUGUCAGAAAACAGUUCAUACCGUCAGAAAACAGUUCAUACCGUCAGAAAACAGUUCAUUUCCAUACCAUAUUACGUCGUUGUGUAAGCUUGUAUCAUUUUGCAUCAAAGUAUUGUAAUGUUCCGAUACCAGGGUGAACCAUUAGAAUUACCAUAUUCCCUGUAACAAGCACGCAUAGAAAAUUUAUAAGGGGGUGCUUAUUAGAACCAUACACAGGAUUACUUAAAGAUUACUUACAGAUUGUCAGGGAUUGAAUAAUACAGCGAAUACCGUAGAUCUGUUUAUUCGAGCUGGCAUGAGAAGGGAAAAAAGUUCAUAUUUACAUGUGGACUUCAGAGAACUUUCUUCCUAGAUUAUUUCCAGAUCAUUUAGCUGUAUUUACUUGGACAUUGAUAAUAACAUAUAAUAAUAUAUUCAUUAAGUAGAUGUGUAGUAUUUGGGCUAUAUUUUAACAAUCUAUAAGUUUUGAUUACCGUAUUCGACGUAAUAAGCGCCGACGGCGAUAUUUGCUGAUAUAUUGGCUUGUGAACAAUCCCAAUUAGCACCCCUUCCGAUUGAUCAAUGUACACAAGACUUAUCUAUUCGCGUAUAAU
Molecule: messenger RNA, 11165 nt
Organism: Haliotis rufescens (red abalone)
Lineage: Eukaryota; Metazoa; Mollusca; Gastropoda; Lepetellida; Haliotidae
Product: protein retinal degeneration B-like
Exons: 22
Coding region: 1620-5564 (1314 amino acids)
Biological process (GO): phospholipid transport
Cellular component (GO): cytoplasm
Molecular function (GO): metal ion binding; phosphatidylinositol transfer activity; phosphatidylinositol binding
Source: RefSeq, a predicted model, not a curated record